Messenger RNA from Phycomyces blakesleeanus NRRL 1555(-), 927 nucleotides. RefSeq lists its product as hypothetical. The transcript has 2 exons. Gene Ontology annotation, biological process: intracellular signal transduction; negative regulation of glycogen biosynthetic process; protein phosphorylation. Gene Ontology annotation, molecular function: protein serine/threonine kinase activity; ATP binding. Lineage: Eukaryota; Fungi; Mucoromycota; Mucoromycetes; Mucorales; Phycomycetaceae. The coding region runs from base 1 to 897 and encodes 298 amino acids. Gene Ontology annotation, cellular component: cytosol; cytoplasm; nucleus. The record is from RefSeq and is a predicted model, not a curated record.
AUGCCAUCACCGCCUUCUACACCCCGUCAAACCGUUCAGGAAACACUUUCAUCCCAGUACCUUCGAAACCGUCGUUUAGCACCCGACUUUCUUGAAAAGUAUGCGCUCGGUCAGGAACUCGGCAGCGGUGGAUUUGGCUUUGUUCUGUCUGCAUACGAACGCUAUACCGGGAUCGAGCGUGCAGUCAAGUUUAUCUUCCGUGACAAAGUGCCGGCCAGUGCCUGGAUUAGAGAUCGCCAGAUGGGUCCCAUCCCAAUGGAAAUCUAUGUGCUCAAGCAUGUUCGCCAUCCUAAUAUGAUCCAAUAUAUCGACUCUUAUCAGGAUGACAGCUUCUUCUAUCUUCCAGAUGCCAUCUUUGGCCGUCGCUCGUCUUGUGAUCUAUUUGAGUGCAUUGAGCAGCAUCAGAACUUUGAUGAGCCUCUAGCAAAGAACAUCUUCCGACAGAUUGCAAGCUGUGUGGCACAACUGGACAAACUGGGAAUCUGCCACCGGGACAUCAAAGACGAGAAUAUUGUGAUUGACAGAAACUACCAGGUCAAGCUGAUUGAUUUCGGUUCGGCCGUGAUCCUGCCUCGUCACUAUGGAGAUAACAGACCGUGCUUGUUCACAAAGUUCUAUGGAACUGUAUCCUUUGCAUCUCCCGAAAUCCUACAAUGCCAGCCGUAUCUUGCCGAGCCUGCCGAGGUCUGGUCCCUUGGCGUGCUUCUUUACACAAUUCUGUUUGGCGAGGUUCCCUUCCAUGGCCCCCACAUGACACUCACCGGUCGAUUUGCUCAACCCAAGAUCAAUGUAUCAGAGAAAUGCAUGCAUUUGGUUAAGUCUAUGCUUGAAAUAUCACCCGCAAAACGACCCUCGAUCCACCAAAUCCUUACCCACCCAUGGCUCGCAGACUUCUAAGCAACCAGACCACCAACUCGAUACACCCAC